AUGAGCGUUCAACGCCACGUGAUUGCCGUGACCUGCGGAGGGUCUGCGAUCGCCAUCGCGGCAGCUCUCUGCAUCACCGUGUCUCUGUUAGCUGAGAUCAACUCAUUCUAUGACGAAGUGAUUACGGAUAUGGGCGAGUUCAAGGGUUACGCCGAUGACGCAUGGACGCAGAUGCUAAAAACAACCGGAGGCGAUCGUAGCUCAGUGUUGUUGGCUAGAACUCGUCGACAGGCCUAUCAAGAGGCACCGACGGGAGGUGGUGACAAUCAGUGUAAUUGCGCUCAGCAAUCAACCCACUGCGCGGCAGGACCUCCAGGACCACCAGGAAAGCCAGGAGAGCCUGGAUUGGAUGGCGAGGACGGUGUGCCAGGAAAGUCUGGAUUAGGUGGAAUGGCCGUGGAAGCUCAUCACAUGAUGGGAGGAUGUAUCAAGUGUCCAGCGGGCCCGCCAGGACCACCAGGACCGGAAGGAGCUCCUGGACCAGCAGGUCCAAGUGGAAAUCCGGGAUCCGACGGUAGUGCUGGCGGAGCGGGAGAGCCUGGACCAGCUGGACCGGCCGGACCUUCAGGACCAGAUGGCCAUCCUGGUUCUCCUGGAAGUCCUGGACAGGAUGGUGCUCCUGGAACCAGAACAUCGAAUCUUCCUGGACCCCAAGGACCACCUGGUCCACCGGGAGCACCUGGUCAUCCUGGAGAGGGCCUAAAUAUACCCUUUCAGGACGGAAGCAGUAGUGUCGGAGCCCCAGGACCUGCGGGACCAGCUGGACCACCUGGAGGUUCUGGUACAGCUGGUACGCCUGGAGGUGUUGGUACGGCAGGAGCCAACGGUGCACCUGGUCAUGAUGCUGCAUACUGCCCAUGCCCACCUCGUAGUAUGCUAUCUGGUGGCGGAGCUCCCCUCGCUAGAGAAGAGAAAACCGAAAGCAAAGCGGCGCCAGCGCCAGCUACUGGUAAUGAAGAGAAA
Messenger RNA from Cylicostephanus goldi, 963 nucleotides. The record is from the annotation of a GenBank genome assembly. Lineage: Eukaryota; Metazoa; Nematoda; Chromadorea; Rhabditida; Strongylidae.